Molecule: messenger RNA, 704 nt
Organism: Olea europaea var. sylvestris
Lineage: Eukaryota; Viridiplantae; Streptophyta; Magnoliopsida; Lamiales; Oleaceae
Exons: 2
Coding region: 13-678 (221 amino acids)
Source: RefSeq, a predicted model, not a curated record
ACCGAAUAUGUUAUGUCCUUUCUAAUGGGACUUCAUGAGUCAUAUGCUCAAAUCAGGGGACAGCUUCUGUUAAUGGAUCCUAUUCCUUCCAUUAACAAGGUUUUUGCAUUGGUUUCUCAAGAAGAAAAUCAAAGAAAAAUCAGUAUAAUGAAUGAUCCAUCCGGAACUACUGAAUCUAUGGCAUUUUAUGCUCAAAAGGACACUAAAAGAAUAACUCAUAGUGAUGCCAGGGAAACCUUGACACAUCAAUAUGGUAGACCUCAAAAGAAAGAAAGACCACUUUGCUCUUAUUGUGGAUACAGUAGACAUGAUGUGAAUAAGUGUUAUAAACUCCACGGCUAUCCACCGGGGUAUAAACCAAAGCAGAAAGCUGGGAUAAACAUCCAAAAUAAUUCAGGCAAUCAGGCAAAUUGUGCAAUAGUUAAUCAGAUUUUUGAACCUGUUGAUGUCAUAAAUCAAGCACAAACUAGUGAUGGGGAUAUUGGGAGAUUUGUCCAGACACUUAACCCAGUUCAAUACCAACAAUUGAUGAAUGUGCUGAAUACUCAUCUCCAGGCAACAAAGUUAAAUUCUGAGAUGAGUGUCAAUUCUGGUGCCAAUUCUGGUAAGGCUUCAGGAUCUGAUCACUUUGAAGAUGAUUGGCAAGGGUCAAAAGAAGGCAGACCUUUAUGUCAUUGACUCCAGCUCAUCAUUUUCAACCAGUU